Molecule: messenger RNA, 1836 nt
Organism: Drosophila navojoa
Lineage: Eukaryota; Metazoa; Arthropoda; Insecta; Diptera; Drosophilidae
Product: hexokinase-like protein
Biological process (GO): glycolytic process; glucose metabolic process; glucose 6-phosphate metabolic process
Cellular component (GO): cytosol; mitochondrion
Molecular function (GO): glucokinase activity; ATP binding; D-glucose binding
Source: RefSeq, a predicted model, not a curated record
UAAUUGUUACUCGCUGCGUUUAAGUUUAACCUAGCUCUAAAAGCAAAGGCGCGUUAACCUAACCUCAUUCAAGCAAUAACCGCGGAAUUCAUCGUGUCAUAGCAGGCAGCUAACUGCCCAUGCAUGCUCAUAGCAGACAGCCCAUGUCCAUAUGUUUCUCUGAUAACCAAAUUAGCCACUUAAGCAUUUCUCUGAAGCAUUUUUUUUUACACUCUAUACACAACUUGAAUACUGUAAAUAAAUCACAACAUUUUGUUCACUCCAAAUAUGAUAUUUCAUUCAACAAAUGUACACCGAACAAGCAACAUCUAUACACAAAUACCGCACACAAAGUCCACAAAUAUACAAACACUGUGUACAAAUUUCCCGGUUUCCACACUUACUCUUUCCCUAAGAUGACUAGGUACCAUCCCGAAACCGACUUCCCGGAGGCGUGGAAGAUAUUGAAGCCGUUUAUGCUCAGCGAUGACGCCCUGGUAACCAUCCGGAACUCGAUGACCCGUGAAUUACUCAACGGUCUGGGCAAGGAUACCCAUAGUCGAUCCUCCAUACCCAGUUGGCUCAGCUACGUGCAGCAGCUGCCGUCGGGAGAUGAGCGAGGUCGUUUCCUUGCCCUAGAGAUGUGGCCCUCCAACUGCCGUAUCAUGCUGGUCAAAUUCAGCAGCGAGAAUGACAUUUACAUGAGCUCUAAAUGCGUCAUCAUACCACAUACGAUAGCCGCAUCUCGCGGCACCAUACUUUUUAACUUUUUAGCCCAGAAUAUUGCAUUAUUUGUAAAAGCUAAAAAGGUGGAAAAGGAUAACUUGCCCAUGGGGAUCGCAUUUGCAUUCGACCUGAAUCAGCUUUCGCUGGAUGUGGGCAUUCUGAUCAGAUGGACUCAGGGAUACGGUGCUCAGAGCGCCAUUGGCAAGAAUGUGGUGCAGCUACUACGGAACGCCCUGGACGAGUUCAAGGAUAUAAAAAUAAACCUGAACUCAAUUGUUAACAUUUCCACCGGCUCCCUGAUGGCACUCGCCUGGUCUUGUCCCGAUUGUAGAAUUGGUCUUAUGGUUGGAUUAGUCACAAAUGCCGCCUAUGUGGAGCAUGUUGACGCGUGCGAAAGGUUUGAAGAGGAUACAAAACGCCCACUGAUGAUCGUCAACACUGACUGGGGUAAUUUUGGCUCCAACGGCCACUUGGACUUUGUGCGCACUGAGUUCGACAAGAUAAUUGACGAGCAGUCGAACAAUCCGGGCAUGAAAUAUUAUGAGAAAUGCAUCAGCGCACUGAAUUUGGGUGAACUGGUGCGUCUCAUAGUUGUGCGUCUGAUAGAUAUGGGAGUGAUUUUUAAGGGUGCGAGCAUGCAGUCCUUAAGAAUACGAUGGAAAAUGGAAAUGAAGUCGAUCUUGGCUAUCGAGUCAGAUCCACCAAAUGUCUACAUACAAGCUCAGAAAGUCAUGGACAAAUUCGGCAUUCAUAACUGCAGUGAACGUGAUUUGGCCACCUUGCGCUUCAUAUGCAAGAUAGUCGGAAUCCGCUCCGCCAAGCUGGUGGCUGCUGGCUUAGCCUGCCUGAUCAAUCGGAUGAGCUACCCCCGGAUUUCUAUAGCGGUUGAGGGCGGUGUAUAUCGCUUGUAUCCCACUUACCAGGAGAACCUCUAUAAGUAUACCUUAAUGCUGACCGAUCCCCAUAAUAAAUUUGAAAUCAUCGCCUCAGAUGAUAGUCCAGGAGUGGGUGCUGCUCUUGUGGCUGGUCUAGCAUUAUCAUCCAAAUAAGAUAUUUUCAUGUAACAUGUAUGCAUUAGAUUGAUCCUGACAUUGAAUAUUGAACUACUUGAAUACAUCUACAUAUUACAUA